Branchiostoma belcheri (Belcher's lancelet) is the source of this 1638-nucleotide messenger RNA. RefSeq lists its product as uncharacterized. Lineage: Eukaryota; Metazoa; Chordata; Leptocardii; Amphioxiformes; Branchiostomatidae. Bases 1 to 1638 code for a protein of 545 amino acids. The transcript is spliced from 8 exons. The record is from RefSeq and is a predicted model, not a curated record.
AUGUACGAGCAGGCAGAGCCUGUCCGGUCGCCUUUCUCCGGCCCCGACAGCCGCCAAACCAGCGGGCCGCCCCAACCCCGUCCCGUCCCUCAGAGUGGUUCACGUGGGCGUGUCCGCCAUGGCAACGGCGCUUCUGACAAGCAGCGGGAAGACCAGGACACGUCUUCACACACGUACGAAGACGCCGAGGAGGUGAAACGUCACGCAACGUCUGCAGACCGCGCGUAUCCGGGUGGAGCGAGCGGCCGCCGGGGUGUCUGUAGCUUCCUCCGCGCCCGCCGCAGCUGCCUGGCUGCCGGCAUCGCCGUGCUACUGAGCUUGUGCGCCGUGGGACUCGCCCCUCUGACGUUCAGCAACAAACAGGAAAUAUCCCAAUUGUCGACAACUGUUGACGCCUUGAAACACGACCAAGACGCCCUGAAGCGCGACCAAGACGGCGUGUCCACCACUGUUGACGCCUUGAAGCGCGACCUGGACAAGGAGCGCAGUUACACCAAGUGGCGUGGGACCUGCUUCAAGGCCUUCGACACAAUCAAGACCUUCGACAAUGCAGCCGCGGCCUGUCGUGCAGACGGCGGCGCCCUCGCCAUGCCCCGAGACGCCGAGACCGACGCCUUCCUUAUCUCCCUGCGCAACUCCGUGAGCGAGUAUCGGCCCUUCUGGUUCGGCCUGCACGAUCGGUGCGAAGAGGGAAAGUUUGAGUGGAUGGACGGCUCUCCUCUUGGGUCGUACAGCUCCUGGGGUCCGGGACAACCGGACGACUAUGAGGCCGAGGGCAGGGCAGAUUGCGUCAUUUACUCCGCGUACUUAGCCUGGAAAGACAAGUGGUCCGACAGAAACUGCGACCAGCUGAUGUACUUCAUAUGCCAGACUGCUCCAGUCAAAAUGUACGAGCAGGCAGAGCCUGUCCGGUCGCCUUUUUCCGGCCCCGACAGCCGCCAAACCAGCGGGCCGCCCCAACCCCGUUCCGUCCGUCAGAGUGGUUCACGCGGGCGUAUCCGCCAUGGCAACGGCGCUUCUGACAAGGAGCAGGAAGACCAGGACACGUCUUCACACACGUACGAAGACGCCGAGGAGGAAAUAUCCCAAUUGACAACUACUGUUGACGCCUUGAAGCGCGACCAAGAAGACAUGUCCACCACUGUUGACGCCUUGAAGCGCGACCUGGACAACGAGCGCAACCGGACCGCCACCUUGGAGCAGCGUCUUCACGAGAUUGAGAAUCGGAAGACUUUACGUUACACCAAGUGGCGUGGAAUCUGCUACAAGGCCUUCAACACAGCCAGGACCUUCGACCAUGCGGCGGCGGCCUGUCGUGCAGACGGCGGCGCCCUCGCCAUGCCCCGAGACGCCGGGACCAACGCCUUCCUCAUCUCCCUGUACAAGUCCGUGAGCGAAGAUAGGAGCUUCUGGAUCGGCCUGCACUAUCAGCGCGAAGAGGGAAGGUUUGAGUGGGUGGACGGUUCUGCACUUGGGUCGUACAACAACUGGUCUCCGGGACAACCGGACAACUACUACGGGGGCAGGGCAGAUUGCGUCCGUUACUCCGGGCGAUCAUCCCUGAAAGACAAGUGGGCUGACUAUUACUGCGACCGGCAGUUUUACUUCAUAUGCCAGGCUGCUCCAGGACAUCCAUAG